Messenger RNA from Centropristis striata (black sea bass), 6608 nucleotides. It is a transcript of the gene golga2, whose product is annotated as golgin A2. Bases 1 to 3330 code for a protein of 1109 amino acids. The transcript has 28 exons. Gene Ontology annotation, biological process: Golgi organization. Gene Ontology annotation, cellular component: Golgi cis cisterna; Golgi cisterna membrane; Golgi apparatus. The record is from RefSeq and is a predicted model, not a curated record. Gene Ontology annotation, molecular function: protein binding. Lineage: Eukaryota; Metazoa; Chordata; Actinopteri; Perciformes; Serranidae.
AUGGCCGACCAGAGCAGGCAACUAAAACUCGCUGCAGCUAAGAAAAAGCUGAAGGAGUUUCAGCAGAAGAGCUCCCCUGCAAAUGGGGGAGGAGAAAAGGGUGGUGGAGGAGGAGGAGGUGGAGCAGGGGCCAAGAAGAAGAGGAAGAUAAAGGGACUUAGCCAAAAUGAUGCACCUUCAUCAGACAGAAACUCUCCAGACAAUUUUGACAGCAUUCUGAAAGCACUUAGUCAAAGCAAUGGCAUAGUCCUACCUCCUUAUGGCAACAGUCAGACCUUUGCUGACGUGGAGGCCAUCGGGUCUUCAGUUCCCCAGCUGCUGGAGGACACAAAGGGCGAGCCUGGUCACAGCUCACCUGUGCCUAACCCUGCUAGCGCUAACACUGCUACUAACCCUGAGUCUGUCGGUCACAACACUGACCUGCAGGACUAUCCCGAUACCAAUGGCAAUGAGAGUUUAACAGAAGAAAAUAGACCACUGUCUUCCACAGAGAGCCUGCGACAGCUCUCACAGCAACUGAACGGCCUGGUCUCUGGGUCAUCUGCUGCAUAUGUGAAUGGAGACAGUCCACCUUCCGUUGGUGACAGAGAGCUGGAGGAUCGGAACCAGGAGCUGGCAGCCGCUCUGGAGUCCAGCAACCUAACAAACUCUCAGCUAAAUACCAAGCUAGACCAGCUGACACAGCAAACUCAGGGGCUCUCAGAUCAGCUACAGAAGGAGCGAAAAGAAUUUGAACAGAGAGCUUCAAAAGAGCAGGGAGCCAUGCGAGAGCAGUUACAGGUUCACAUCCAGACCAUUGGUAUUCUGGUAUCGGAGAAAUCAGAGCUACAGACAGCACUACAAUACACACAACAGGCUGCAAGGCAGAAAGCAGGUGAGGCAGAGGAAUUAAAUAACCGUCUGCAGGCGACAAAGCAGAGAGUUUCAGAGCUGGAGAGAACUCUCUCGUCUGUCUCAACACAGCAGAAACAGUUUGAAAAGCAAAACAAAGAGUUUGAAAAGGAGAGAGACAGUCUGAGGCUAGAAGUGUUUAGGCUAAACAAUCUGUGUGAGGAGUCGAAACAGCAGAGCUCAGAGCUGACGGAGCAGGUGAAGCUGUACACACAGGAGAACGGAGCGAUGAGGCUGGAGGUGGAUGACCUUCGUAAGAGACUCGAGAUAGCUGACCUCAUGUUGCAACAGUGUCAAGCAGAUCCCACCAGUGCCAACCAGCAGGUCCAGUUACUGCUGGAAGAGAAGCAGCAGUUGGAGGCACACAGUCACCAGCUGAUGGAGUCGAUUGCCCAGCUGCAGACAGAGAGGGAUGUCUACGCAGAGCAGAUCCAAGAGGAGGGUCGUGUAUGGAAAGACAAAACAGAACAGCUGCUCACACAGGUGUCUUUGGUUGCAGAGGAGAGGGACAGAAACAUCAACCGAGUCCAAGAACUGGAAGCCAGCAUCACAGAGCUAAAAAAUGCUGCAGCGUUGUUGUCCCAGGAGAGAGAGGCUCUGGAUAAUGCAGAGCCUCAGUCCUCGGGGCCAUCAGAGAGUGAGGUGGCUCUGCAGGAGGCCCUCAACACUCUACAACAGGAGAAGGACGCUCUAACUGAACAGUACCAGGCACAGCUGCGAGAUAACAAGCAGCUGAGCCGCAUGUGUUCGGAGCAGGAGACACGUCUCGGGGAGAUGGAGCGGCAGUUGGAGAGCCAAGUCCAGGAGGAAGACGACCGCCGGCGCAUGUUGGAGGAUGUUCAGUCAGAUAAGGCCACUCUGAGCCGCGCUCUCACCCAAAACCGUACACUGAAGGACCAGCUGGCUGAGCUACAGAACGGUUUUGUCAAACUGACUAAUGAGAACAUGGAGCUGACCUCUGCCAUCCAGUCAGAGCAACAUGUGAAAAAGGAGCUGGCUCGCAGGAUGGGUGAACUGCAAGAGGCAAUGCACAACGUCAAGGAGGAGCUAGAACAGAAAAGUCAGGAAGCUCAGGGUCUGCUAGAGCAGAGGGACCAGGUGGUGGCCCACCUGCAGCAGUACUGUGCUGGCUACCAGGCCCUGGCCUCGGAGAGGGAACAGAUCCAUCACCAGUUUCUGCAGCAGAUCCAGCUUGUGGAUCGGCUGCAGCACGAUGAAACCCAAGGCCGCGUACAGCUGGAGAUCAGUCACAAUCAGCUCAAGCAAGCACAGGAUCAUUUGGAACUGUUAGUCAAAGACAACGAGCAGCUGAAGGCUGAGGUGAAGGACCUGCUCAACAGCUCAGCUCUUGCCAUGACAUCCAGAGACCAAGGCGAUGGAGUGGAGAGCCAGUCCAUGCAAGAGAGCCCAGAGGAGUCCUCCUCCAUAGUUAUCCCAGAAGACUUUGAGAGCCAGAAGGAGAUGGAGGAAUUUAUCCGUGGAGCUUUGGCUCAGCUGGAGGUGGAGAGGGACGAGGCCAGAAGGCAACUGGAGGAGGAGCACAGACUCCACAUGGCAGCCCGGCAGCAGGCAGCUGUGGCCAUCCGCCUCGAGCAGCAACACCAUAGCCACACGCCUGUUCAUGACCAUCAUGACCAUCAUGAACAUCAUCACGAGCACGAUCACGAUCACACUCAGGACCAACAUAGUCACUGUGAACACAGUCACGAGCAUUCAGAAGGAGGAGUGCCGGUGGAAGUUCAUCAGGCUCUGCAAGCAGCCAUGGAAAAGCUUCAGCAACGUUUCACCUCCCUCAUGAGAGAGAAAGCUGACCUGAAGGAGAGGGUGGAGGAGCUGGAGCAUCGCUGCAUCCAGCUGUCAGGAGAGACAGACACUAUCGGCGAGUACAUCGCCCUGUACCAGAGUCAGCGGGCCAUCAUGAAGCAGAAACACCAGGAGAAGGAGCAGUACAUCAGCAUGCUGGCCCAGGACAAGGAGGAGAUGAAGGCAAAGCUGGCAGAGCUGCAGGAUCUGGUGAUGAGGCUGGUGGCUGAGAGGAACGACUGGUACAGCCGCUACACUGGAGCUGUAGCGGGCACAGGCACGGUGAACCCCGACCUGCUGCCUGUUGGGGAGGAUCACAUUCACGCAGAGCACCACGCACACGCACACACACAGCUUAAUGCUGACGGUGGAGCAGAAGCCAUGGAGGUCAUUCCCCUGUCAGAGCCCACCACAGGCCUGGAAGCUCCCUCGCCCCAGAUGCUGCCGAGCGGGACCGACACCAAACCUCUGGGGCCCAAGGAGGACGGCACGGCCCAGCAGAUCAUGCAGCUGCUCCAGGAGAUCCAGAACCCCCAGGGAGCGCAAAGAUCACACCCUUUCCUCGGGGAGAACCCCUGCAUCCCGUUCUUCUACCGGCCUGAUGAACAAGAUGAAGUCAAGAUCCUGGUGGUGUGAGGUGUGGGUGUGACAAAGGCUGGCGUGUUUAUGUAUGUAUGUAUGUAUGUGUGUGUGUGUGUGUGUGUGUGUGUGUGUGUGUGAGAGAGAGAGAGAGUUAGAAAGAAAUUGGACAUGUCUUGAAGUCUGGGGAGUAUAAAACACCACAGUACCACCAUGUUUGUAGCUCGUAUAUCAUAUUCACAAACACUUCUCAAGAAAUAUGGCACCCUGCAACACAGGUCACAGUUGUGUGAAUGUCUUUGACCCAGUUACAUAAAAAAGGCCCCAUCUCUGUUCUGUGUGUUGGCACUAAUGUAUGUGCAUGGUUAAAGAGUAUAUUUUCUAUUUUCUGUUUCAAUGUUUGUCUGUUUUUGUCUAUGAUGCUCUUCUCAGAGAGAGAACCAGUAUUCCUUAAUGCAAUCUGAUUAUUCUCCUUACCCGCAAUUUUUAAUUCCAAUCCCCCCUCUCAUCUCUCGUUUUACACAUAAGUGCAAUAAAGGGGCCGUAUAUUCUGUCCUCUUGCUGAUACAGUACUUAAAGAGCUGUCGAAAGUAAGCAGCCUGUUUGUGCGCAACGUCGUUUCAGUGCAAAUCUCCUUUUUUACACAAUUUCACUGUACAAAUGCCAAAAAAAAAGAGCAUCGCGUUUGAAUGUAAUAUCCCGUAUGUUUGUGUAAUGUGAGGAAAUAAUGGUGAACAAGUGCACGAGGAGAGAAGAUAGAGAAUGUGAAGUAAGUUAAAGAUAAUGAAACUGCAGGCACAUAAUAACUUUUAAACUGUAGGCGCUGUUCACGUUUCACAGUCACGAGCUCGCUGGUUACACGAUGGAAGUUAAGGAAGAUGGAGGCAGGUGUUGCAGAUUGGUACUGUUCCUAAAACUACCUUUUUCCUCCAAACACUGAAAAUAAGUCUUAUGUUUGUACAGUGUGAAAUGUUAAUAUAUGUUUGUGUUGUGAUGUCAAACAUCCUGUUCAACUGAAAAGUCACCACUGUUAUGAAAAAGUGGUCUCUAAAGUAAUUGAGGGGAUAGAUGCAAUUUAAAGAACACAAUUUAGUCACUAAGGCAUUAUUUUACCAGUCGAUGCUGAAAAGGUAAAGAAGGAAAUGUUCUUCCAAGUGUCAUCCAGAUAAAUUAUAGAGCCUGGGGUGCUGUGCUUGGGGCUGUUCCCACAUAAUUGUUUUCUGCAAGUUGUUCUACUUUAUCCUUGUUAUUAGCGUGAUACUGAGGUGCAGUGACUGGAGGAAGUUACAGGAAUAUUGCAGAUAUUUAAAUCUCUUUAUCUGCCCUCAUGAUUCAUCUUUCUUUCUUCUAAUAUCCUGUAAUCUGAGGCAUAUGGCUGGUCUCAUCACUCAAGUCGUGUUAAUAAGAUAUUUUGUUCCUUAUCCAUAACUGAGCCCUAGUUGUAAUUCCAUGGGGUCUUUAAGUUUCCAAACAAAUUGACACUAUCUAUAAUAGCCUAUUUCUUUUCUGUUACUUGUAGUGCCACAUAUCAAAGAUGUAUUGAUGCACAUCCUUUACAACUGGACUGUGUGAGUGUAUGUGAUGCGUGUGUAUGAUCCAAACUUGUUUGCAUCCUUUUUUUGUAGAGUUCUAUCAGAUUCUAUAAGUAUGAUUGCACUAAAAAUGUACAAAGCUUCUCAUUCUGCAGCUGGUUGGACAGUGAUGUUUCUACCAUAAAGCCUCUCAGCUGGCUUAUUAAUUUCUGUGGAGGGAAUAAAAUGGGAAUCCUAUGAAGCCACACUCUUAAGCUGAGGGUUCCAGCUGAAGCUAAUGAAUUAAAUUAAAAGUGUGUUGGUAUGUGUGUGUGCGCGCUCAGAGGAUGAAUUGUAAAUAUGAAUAGAAGGCGACAUUAAUGAGAUUGCUCACUUUAAAGAGGCAGUGAUGUUAUUCCCUACAGUGUGGGACCAGUCAAAAUUUGAGAAAAUGAACAACUCUUUCCAAAACUAGUAAAAUUUGUUUAUAUUUUGUAACUCUUUAUUGGCACCAGUUGAGUCGAGUAAAACUUCUUUGGGCAUUAGAAAUAGGUUGGAUCCAAACAUUAGGACCGGCUUUUUCUUAAGACAUUGCAUGUGUCUUGCUUUAAGGGAGAGAUGCUCAUAUUCACAAAUGUAGAUUGGAGGAUGGAUUGAUUGAUAUCUUCAUCGUAGAGCUCUUUCCUUUUGCAAUGAAUAACCGUUUUUUUCCAUUUCAGAUUAAAUCAUGGCAAAGGCCUCUGUUUUUAAGACUCUUUCCAUGAUUUUAAAAUGCAAGGACAUGAGGGUUUCACUGCAAGUCAUACACAAAAAAAACUGACUACUUUUGGAGGUUUUUUAACCUUUUUCAUUGGGAUGUCUUUGAAUUUUAAGCUCCUCUCUGUUGUGUUUACAUUGAGGUAGAGCAUACAUUUGUUCAGUUAUUGAGUUGCACACUUGAUAUUUAUCACUAAAUACAACAGGACAGAAUGAAUUAGUGCACAUUCUAGUAUUUUAAGCCUAUUAUAGAAAGCAAAACGUAAUAUGUGGAGGCCAUAUGUAUUAAGUGGGGUUUUUUUUUACAGGCAAAGUAAACAGCGCUGCAUCUAAACUAAACCACAGCACUUUGUUAGUAACAGAUGGUUUUUGAAUGAAUUUACUUCAUCAUUCUUGAUUUUAAAAAUUCCUCGCUUCCUAGCAUUCUGUCACUUUUUGGUUUCCUUUGAAACAUGCAAAUAUAUAUAUAUAUUUCCCCCUUUCAUUUUGUUUUUGGUCAAACCCUGAGGUAAACAUCCAAUAAAAAUCCUUUUAGUGUUUUUUCGGGGCUUGUAAAAUAACAAAGCGAAACGAUGUGGAUGAAAUCACUUUCCACACUUUCGAAUUCACUGUUAAAUAUGUUAUGCGUUAUGGAAACAAAUAGCAAUGAGAAAGCAUUUAUUGUCUUUACUGUAAAAGAGGUGGUGUAUAUAAUGUAACUGUAACAUAUUGUAUAUUCAUUAUGCCUGGUGUGUGGGGGUAGAGCUGCUCUGCCGUGUUUACUGGCAGCGUGGACAGUGUGUCUGAGAGUUAGUUCAGAGUCGAGGUGUUGGCGGUUACUGGCUGGCUGUGAUUUAAUACAAAGAUUGACUAAAAAAAAGAAAAAUAUUCUAUUUAUUUGGAAUAAGUUAGUAUCUCAACUAAUCAGUUUUAAUGUAAAAUAGAAGUGACUGUUGGAUGGACAUGAAGGAUCAUUCAGAGAACUGAUUUGUUCGAGGGCUGCUUCUGACAGAAGCUUUCUGAUUUGUUUUUUUCCUUGAGUAAUAUUUUCUCCCCUUCUCCUGAAUAAAACUGAUUGAGCAACUUGAA